Molecule: messenger RNA, 12322 nt
Organism: Porites lobata
Lineage: Eukaryota; Metazoa; Cnidaria; Anthozoa; Scleractinia; Poritidae
Source: the annotation of a GenBank genome assembly
GGUCUUUACGUUACUCGUCUCUUAUGUUUAGCGUUCAUGGACUCAAACAUAUUGAAAACAAAUUCUUCUUAUCUGUACCAUCUGGGAAAAUUUCUGCAGUCUGCGGUUGGGUACAAUUCUCACUGGCUACUGUGCUGGCGAGCUACAUUGCACGGCUGGGAUGUCGAAAAACAGUUUCACAGACGAUGCGAUGGAAAAAGAGACACAACUACCAUAAUAAAAAAGGGUAAAUACGUUUUUGGAGGUUACACGGACAUUCCUUGGGGUAAGAAAAUUGCUUGUUCAGUUUAAAAGCAAAUAGCAGUAAAACGUAAAGUUAAGCCAGACGAGUAUUCUUAACAAUUUUUACUGCUGUAAGAACCAGGGGGGCUGGUUGUUACGUAUUAACGAUUCUGUAAAAUUGCGGAUAUGUUGAAUAUCUAUCCUCCCGGUUCCUGGCGACAAAAAACAUGGACCAUGAUAAUAUUGACUCAAAGUUUACUAGUCUGCUACACAGGUCACCAAACUGUGACAUCCACGGGCAUUUUUGUCUGAUUUUUGGCAACAUAGCUAUUCUUACGUUACCAACUCGAGUACGCUGAUUUCGAAAAUUAAUGUUGCCAGUCUCAAGCUUGUGUUAAGAUGGAUUUUUGGGGUAUUUCAUUAUGACGUCACUGUCCAAAUAAGAAGUUUUCUUUCCUUCCCUAAUUAUAAAAUUUAAUAAAUCCAGAAACGGUUUCAAUUUUGAAGACCUUGUAGAGAAUUUAUGAAACGCUGUUUCCGCGAAUUUCGAGGCGUCACAUGACAAUUGACCACACCCUUUGAUAUAAAAUGCACACAGUAAUGGCUAAAGAUGUGAUAUUUAUCGUAAUAAUUUUACUGAGAUAAUUAAAAAGUAUAUUAAAAUAAGCCAUUCUUUGAUUGCACGUGCUCUUGGCAAUUAUUGCAAAACCUUCCCAUUCCUGCACUUUUCCUCUCACUAAAUAUGUUACAAGACCAAGGGAACUUCGAAACUCAAGUAAAUUCAAAUAGUUUAGGAUAGCAAGACUGCUUAAUAAAAUGUAGUUGCAUCUAAAAAGAAAAAGAGCUGCAGCGAUUUUCUUAGACGCUGAGGAGUGGCUUUCCACAAGGCUCGAAGAGAGAUGUGCAAAGCUGCUAGAAGCGCAAAAGCACGGGAAAGUGUUUGUGAUCAACAAAAUAAAGAGACAAUAAAAAGAGAAAGUGUAAGAGAUGUAACCACUCCUAGGGCUUUCCACCAGUUAUUCGGCAACUUUUUGGCAACUUCUCGGACUUCGAGCAACUUCUCGAGUUAUCUUCUAAUUCUGAGAUAUCGGAGCAGCUUUUAGUGCUUCAAAUUGGCCUUUCUUCCAUAUUUCACAAUGUUUACAUAAACAAUUUCUGAAUUUCCUAUAAAAAAAGAAGCCAAAUCCUCCCUCCUGGGGCAGAUCAUGGGCGCAAGAUAAAAGUAGCCGGGCUGCUAGGUCACCUGUUUUUAGAGAAAAUUCAUAAUGGUGGACGAAGAUUCACACUCGACUGACUUGUGUCUCGGGUGAAGAAGGUCUUUCAACAUUUUUAUUGGCUCGUUAGACUUUCUGGUUUUUAUUUAGGACAAAGUUAUUUAGCAACGCUGGUUACGCCGCAAAAUUGCACAAAAUGCUUAGAAAUCUUACUUUUGUUGUACAAGUUGCAUAUUUUAGCAUCAGACCAAAAAAAAUUUUUUUGUUUUUUUUCGAGCAACUUUUGAGGAACUUUUGUUUGUUUUUUGAGCAACUUUUUUGAGAAAUACAGGAAACUUUUUGAAAAAUCUCGAGCAGCUUGUGGAAAGCCUAACCACUCAUGACUCACUUCGUCUCACAGUGGCACAGAAAUUUGUUAUCGUGACUUCAUACACAAAGUGAAAAUUGAGCUUUUGUGGGAAAAGCUAUUAAAUAGGGACCUUAAGAUCUGACGACGGCGACGGCAACGGGAACGCAACAAAAGCAAUAGGUGUAAUUAGCAAAACAACAGUUUUGCACGUGCAUCACGCUUUUUUGUACAUUUCUUUGCCGUCACUGCACGACUACGACGUGAAAAUGCCUAAUUUCACGAUGUACAGAAGAAGUACACAAGCGACGUCGAAAUUUCCUCUCUCUUACUGAACUUGGAUAUGGUUCUUAGGAAUUCAACUUUAGGAGGGUUCUCCUACAUUUGACAAAGUUAGUGACUUGGAGUAAUCUCGAUGAAGAUUGGAAGAACGCGAAUUCACUUUUUCAGCGACGUUUUUUCUGCCGUCGCCGUCCUAGGUCUUAAGGUCCCUAAUAAUCCCCCCUAACGCAGAAAAAAAGUAUUUCUUUUGACAACGAGGCGGCCUCCACUUCAUUAAAAGGGCAAGUAGCACGAAGUAGUAGGAGAAGUGUCGCACCUGUACAAUGGAGUCUUUCUGUACUUUGCCAAAAAUUCGAAAACACCGAGAGGCGCUCAAAUCAUUUACAUCAUUCAAUGUAAGCAAUUCAGUUCCAGCAAUUAAAUCAUCUUAUCUCGAUUUAACCUGAAUUUCAGACGAUUACUUCGAGUCGUUUUUACUUCCUCAGUAGGGUCUAAAUUGACUGGCCGCUGAUACCGUCCAGUGACGUCACUACUCAUUCCUAAGUCAUGCAAAAAGUAAAACACGAUUUUCAACCGGGAAACAAAGAAAUAUCGUCUGGAAAUGUCUACAUGAUACAGAAGUGCUUUACUCUUUUUGAAUGUAAUUCAUAUUUAACGUUUAAACUGUCAACUGCAUGCAGUACUCUGAACGAAGUCUGUUGUACGUUUAAUUCAAUACUCAAACUCGAUCGCAAUCACGCAGAUAAAACAAGCUCAUUAAAAUACACACAUGGAACACUUCAAAAACACAACGAUUUGCUAUAAAAAAAAAAAGCUAUUUGGUGCUUAACGAAGAAGAAAAAAAAAAAAAAAAAAAAAGUUAAACAGAAUCAUUACACUCGACGGUGGAAAUUAAAAGACUUAAAUCCCAGAAAUUUUCGCUUUCGAAUUUUUUUAACUCCACGCAAACAUGCCAGGCAUCCGACCCAGCAAUCCCGCUAAAAUUUCUCGUAACUAUACAUAAUUCUGCGAAUGUUUGGACAAGAAUCAACCAAUCAAACACUACCCGGUUUUCGGGUAGUGACGUCAAACUGGACGGGAUUAGCGGCCGGUCGAUUCAGACGUUGCUAACAGAGUAAAAAAGGACUCGAAGUAAUCGUCUGAAAUUCAGGCUAAUCUGGAUAAUGCACUAAAAUUCCGCCUAGCUGAGGUAACGAUCUCAUUGCUGCAAAGGGCCGGGAAGGUACAAAAAGUGUCUGAGCACUUAGUACCAGACUGGCAAAAAGAAAGAGGAAUCUCAACAGGCAGUUAUCGUUAUGAUUUUAUCUGCUUUGAGCUCGGCCACCAUACUGCAGUGCGUAAACCAAAUACUCCAGCUAUCUGAUGUAUGGCCGGGAUAUAAUAAGCUAGCCCAAAAAACCAAUACAAACAUAUCGCAGUCAUCUAUCAACAGGAAAGCAUCAUGAGAAAAGUUGGAGACUUGUUCGAAUUCUUAAGCACUGAUAUGGGGGAUUACAUCAUACAAGUUAUGAUGUACGCUCCUAGUUACUCAACGCUGUUGGUAGAUCUACUGCACCAGGCGGGCCAUAUACAGCUACAACAGCCAAAUCCUUAAGUUGGACCCCUCACUGGGGCAAGAUACAGUCUGUUCUUGAAAGAGAUAAAUGGCACCGUUGUCCUAACUGGUUCUAAACCCGGACAACUUCCUGAUGCAGUUCACCGCUAAUAACAUUGACAUCAACCAUUCGUUACUAGGUGGAAAGGACACUUUCCACGCAACACAGGUACCUGGUUGACAAAGAGACCCAAAUAAAACAAAGCAUUUAGCAAGCUUGAGGCCCAAAGUGAAUUGUGAAAUAACUAGGAUUCAACAUUGCACAAGAAAAACAAAAAGUUGUAUAUGUAUUCCUAAGUACAUUACAAAAAAAUAAUUGCUGUCUUUACACUAGGCUGUUAAGUGCCCCUGUUAAGUAAGACUUAAGAGCUGCUAAGUUUUACUUAACCAAAAAUUCGUGUGUGAAGGCCUAAGUAAAAUCUCAAGUAACUUUACUUUGCAUUUCAUUAAAGUUGGAAAGUUGAAACGAUUCAAGAAAGUUUUAAGCGACUUGAAAAGCAUCCUUAAAACCGACUUACUUGCGGUUUCUUGGGAUGCUUACCAUUUGACAGAAAAAUCUGGCUGGGGUGUCGAAAGCAUAAUGGUAAGCGAUUUACCAGUUUACCGUAGAGUUGCCACAUCCGUUACGGUUUGAAUCCAAAAAGGGGGCGAAUGCAUCUGGAACCGAGAAAUUGGUAGUUGGUAAGCAACAUUCCGUUUGGUUUGUACCAACUGGAAUGAACGGACUACCUCAAAACGUACUCCUCAAUUUUUGGUUGGAAUUUCCGAAAAGUGACCUUACCAUUUACCAUCCAUCCGGAAUUUCCGAAAUUUUCUGUCAAAUGGUAAGCACCCUUGAGGUUUGAGAAAGGCGAAACACGUCAAUCAAUCGUAGUUAUGUUGCGUGGGAAAAUAGCCUUAAGUUAACCUGAAGUAAAAAAGAAUCGGUUGUGUGUGAAGCUUUAUUUUACUUGAAGUAAUUAAAAUUUGCUGCUCUUGAAAUAUUUCUUAGCUUAUUUAGGCUCUAGUGUAAAGACUACCAAUGUGAUAAAUAUACAAGUGAUAAGGUGAUUUUUCUAUAAGAAGGCGUGGUCAAGUGUCACGUGAUGGCUGUAUGUUAAUAUAAGCAGCGUAAAAACAAUCAGAAAUUCUUAGAAUAUAAUUUUUAUAACACUAAUAACGCUUUAAAAGAAUUUCUGUCUCUUUUAAAUUUGGAAUUGUUAAAGGAAAGAAAACCCCUCAUUUGGACAAUGACGUCAUAGUGAAAAUCCCCCAAACUCCACCUUAGCACAAGAUCUGAGUUUGGCAACAAUGAUUUUCAAAAUCAGCGUACUCAAGCUAGUAAGAAUACCUGGGUGUCACAUUUUGGUUUCCUGUGCACCCGACCAGACUAUACCCGCGCAAAAAAGUGAAAACUACCGUAUUAUAAUAACUCACAGCAAUUUUUGCGGUAAAAUCCUUUAUAAUUACCUGACGGGAUACCCGUCGAAUGGAGUAUAUCAAAUACGUCGUCUUUACCCGCGGCGUUCUUCCCCAUCAGUAGGCCAUGUCUGAUUACAGGGUUAUUAAUUCUUUCAUUUAAGUCCAAUUCUUAUUUCCUCAGUGGCACUUACCAAGGUAACAUGUAGAUUUAGCGAGGGCCAAAAACGAAGCUCUCAUUUGAUCUUUUAAGUAAUGCCUUUGAAGAAAGCUGUAAACCUGAGGCUUCGAUACGGACAGUUGUUUAAUAGCGGAUACCCUAUUUUGACAGGUGGAUGUCUAAUAUCAAGUUAAUCACAAAUCGAAUAUACCUUAGAUUAACGCUUAUAACAAGUGAGUGUGACAUUUUACAUGCGGUAAUAUGAAAGGGCGGACGUAAGGACGGAAGAUUGGGUCACAAUUAAAAUUCCUUGAAUGCAUAUAUCACCAAAUUUUAUUAUCCAUAGUGCCCGGCUGUUUUUGUUUCGCGAGCCCGAGAGCCCCGCCGUUAUACCUAAUGUUUACCUACAAUCCUUGUCACAUUACGUUGGGACACCCCGUGCUGUACCCAUUUCCUGACAGAAAAAAUGUGCUCCUUCCCUCCCAGUGUUGUUGUUUUUUUUUUUGCUCCUGUCAUUCCAACUCGCAAAAUCCAACAUUAAGGGGGUAGAAAAUACCACUACUGUCCCAGCUAUUGUGACGAGUGUUGUAGGUAUGUCAAUUCUUGUACCUUGGUAAAACGAUCAAGUCAAACAAGUCGACAUCAUGUGUUCUUGUUUACAUUGGAUUAUUACGGGAUGAAAAGAAAUGCUUUAUUAUUUUGUUUUCAUUUCAUUUAUUUAUUUCUGCCGCUAAAAUUCAUAACUUCGAGGAAUCCAUCUCCAUUGGUUAUUGUGUCUAGUUACAUAUUUUGCUUUUGUUGUUUACACUUUUAGUUUUUUCGAUCAAGUUAGUGUGUGUGAAGUUCCAGGCAGGGUACCCCCAUAAAUUUCGGAUAGAUGUUUGUCUCCGAGGGCCUGAAGUACUGACCCUACUUGAGGAUGAGAGAAACGAAAACUGAUACCUUAUUUAAGGGCGUGUCUCCGUAAAACCGACCAGUGAUUUCGGAUCAAAAAAUUAGUUUUCCCUGUAUUCUAGGAUAUUAAAGUCUUUACCUAAUUAGUUACAAAAAUGCAUUUUGUUUGACCGGAAAUGCGAAAAAAUUUUUUACGAAUUUUUGAAUUUUCCGCCGGCUGGCACCGCGCCAUAGCCUUUGAAACUGCAAAACUUGCCUACAUUGCCGGCGCUACAGAAAACAAACAACUCGUUCAAGAAGCCCGAUUUUCUUUUUAAUAUACGGAUACACCACCCGAAUUAUUUAUUCAUUUUAACGGCAAGAAUCUUUUUCCUUGCACGUGUUAUCAGUCUGCUGUCAAAACCAAAAAUAGCGCAACUUUGAGGGCAGUUUAAAAAAGUGUGGCACCUGUCUGAACGUUGCUAUCUGUAUUAAUACAAACUAGAAAUGAUAGUAAAACGUAAAAAGGAAUGAAAUUUUUGUGCUUUUCACGUUUUCGAAUAUGAGCACCGUUUGAAUUUCCAGAAAUUUCGAAGACAAGAUAAUCAACGAACACUUGCCUUGUUAUUCUCCUCUUUUAACUUCGCUGUUUGUAAUGUCCUUCUUGGUUUGUAGAGCCGGGAUACUAUUGUGCCUUAAUUAAGCAAUCGCUUUUACUAAAAUAUUGGUUUUCUUAUCAUUUGUCCUCCAAGGGAAUUUUUUGUCCUGUUUGUGAUAAAAGUAAUGGCACUCGUUGCUGGUCGCGAGCGUAACACGGUUGUUUCGUGACAUUUAAAUUUUUUCCGCUAUUUGUUAGAGGUAAUUGCCUUUGAAUCGCCAUACAUCGAUAAAUUUACUUCUUCAUUUUAACGUAGAUGCAUUGAUGCAUUGAGAAUCCACUAAAACGCUACCAAGAGAGAAUGAGGUGACCCUACAACAGUUCGUUCCAGGCCCCACUGUUUUUCGAAAAAUCAUUGGACAAGAUUAAGACGUCGAGGAUUUUUUUAAAACGUUUCUACGUGAUUAUGUAUAGGUAAUGAAACCCAAUAAAACCAAGAAAAAAGUGUACAGCUCUUUAAAAUGAUUCACAAGGGCAAGGGCUAACGUACCUGGGCCGUGGCCACGAAACGUGAACUCUUGCCCUCUUUACUUACCACAUAAUUAUGCAUCCGAAGAGCUCAUGUAGCUUUUGUAGCUUUUCCAUCGGGUAGCGGUAAGCAUUAAGAUUAAGAACCUGGGUCUUAGGGUUCCUUGUUAGCGCAUAUUUUUGUGCCUACAAAAGAACGAGCAAGUCACUGGAAGGAUUUUUGUUGUUUCGAUCUGACCAUGGAGCGCAUGAUCUAAAUCGUUGAUACCCAGCGUUUGGCGCUAUUACUUCAGCAAUACAUAUUUCCUUUUCCAUGUCUGUUCCCUCAUUCAUUCUUUUCCAUCUCGUUGCUGUCCUAAUCUGAGUAAUGACGACCUACUUUCUUAGAGGCCAGGUCUGAAAACAGGUAUGGAUUUAAGAGGCCAGGUCUGAAAAACGGUGUCAAACUGAAAUGACCUUUUUUGGUCUAAAAAAGGGUCCGAGCGGCCCAGCCUCAACAAGAAUUCCAACCCCCUAAUGCGGAUCACCAAUAAAAAGGUUUCACUUCAUUCUAUGCUUAUUUACCUACAGAAAUACCAGUGACUGCAGACUGUGGCUAAAUCCAGAUGCGACGGGUAUACCACGGGUAGUUUCUGAGCAAUGAUGUGCAUAAGGCUUCAAAAUAAUUUGUAAUACCAAUUAGCGAUUGAAUAGAAAUUUUUGUAAUGCUACAAUACAUUGUCUCUUCAUCUGUUCUUCUGUACAUUUGCUCCAUGAGUAAUUUCCUCUGGCCAAUUGCAAUGCUUAUUUUCCUCAAAUUUUUGUUUUUGCGUCUUGACCGAAGUACUGCAAAUAGCUGUAUCACGACAAUGAUGAGCUCGACUUCCGACUCAUAUCGACUCAUAGCAUAGAAGUACUUCUUCGGACCAACACAAUCGCGACUUGCACUGAUUAUGACGGGAUGAUUGACAGAUGGCAAAAUAAACUCAAAACAGUCUUAUUCCCUAGUAGGAUUCGAGGUGUCAAAAAUACUUUUAGAAUAAAAAUGGAUUUUAUUAAGAAAAAUUGCCAAAUUUCCGCGUUGUUUCCUGGGUCACGUGCAUCUUCUCUACUAAAAGCGAAAUGUCUAUUAAUAUUAAAUUGACUUUCAAGAAUACUAGAAAUCUGGAUGCAGAAAAAAUAAAUAGUUUGUAAAAACCUUCCGUGCACAUUUUACAUAAAGCAAAAAUCGAGAACUACUUUAUAAAAUAUACUAGCCUGCUUAGAAUGGCGGUCUUGUCGUGCGAAGCUUGCGCGAACGAGCAUUGCUCCCGCCCCAAUCUCCUCGCGGUUUCACAGCCCUCGUCCGCCUUAUAAGCUAGUACUGCGCGCCAGACCAAAACUACGCAGGCUAAUAAAUAACCGGAAAAAUCAAACACGUAAUGGAACAAUUCCUUUUAAAGGUUUAAGGAAAACGUUCCAGAGAAAUUCGCUCGACCUUCUCUUUAUGUAAAAUUGGAUGUACAGUUUCUUAGACAACUCAGUCGGCACAGGUUAUGGGCUCCUGAUCAGCAUUAAGAAUACUAUUACAUUUACCAUGACUUGAUGAGUAGUUUUUUUUUUCAACGGAAAGGUAAAAAGCUAAGUCCGUACUAGACUGCAAAACAGUCGGUUUUUUCCUCAAAAUCAGUAAAGAAAUCGGUAAAGCGUGGCGUAAGAGUCUUAUGCGCGCGAAGCGCGCGAGCCUCACACGCCCUAUGGGCGUGUGAGGCGAGAGAAAAAAAACCGUAUUUUUAGCGUCUCUCCCCAGUCUCGCUCUCUGUUUUCAGCCUCAUUCCGGACCUUUUGUUUGACUGCUCGCGCGUACUUGAAUACGCAAAAAUACGGACUGUUUUGCAGUCUAAGUCCGUACAUCGAAAGAGACAUGACUAUCCUCGUAGCAAACCCGAGCCGUACACCCACCCUUCUAAACCCCCAUUAAUGCUCAUUGUUAUGGGUAUUUACAGCUACUUAAAGCUACACGGAAAGGAGAGAAGACGAAAAAGGGAUUGGAGGUCACAUUUGGGGAUCGGCCUUUAGACUUCUCCCAUAGAAGGCCGCGCAAUAACCAACUGUACCAAUCCUUUCUCCUCAAAAGCAAGCCGAGUGGGACUUGUGUUUCCAAAAAUUGAGUGAUGUUACAUGAUCAUUUUUUAGCUUUUUGUUGCUCCUAAAAAAAAAAGAUGUUGACACGUCCUUAAAGGGCGACAGUUUCGAGCCAGUUGCAGCCCAAAUAACGAUCAAUUGUCUCACACAUACGAACAGACCCGCCCUGACGAAUAUCAGUUCGUAUUUUAAUUAAGUGGUUCGUCAUAUCUUUUCUUUCUUUCUGCAACUUACAUACUGAAUAUGUCUAACCUCGAAAAUCUCUACAAGUAGAUUUUCCCAAGGCCACAGCAGACAGUCAGUCUGUACACUCCUUCGCUAUGGUAAAAAGGACAACAGCAACAACAGCUCGUUAUUAAGGACAGUUUGCUUUGUCCCUGGGGAAAUAAAAUCCAUACAUUUUCUCUAAAUUUACCCCGAGAUGGUCCUAAGAGCUUUAUUUUGCGUUAAAGAUACAAAAAUAGAGGUUUAUUAAUAUUUAACUCUUUGAAACAAAAGGAAUUAAUUUUUAACUUACAUUUUUGUUAACCGUAACUGAAAAAAAUUAACCGAAAGCCGUAAAAGAGCCAAAAUUUUAGCCGAAAGCCGUAAAAGCCACCUCCCCAUUGAGACCCUCUUGUCUGCUUCGUGUUUAUUCCUUUUCACGUUUUACUAUCAUUUCUAGUUUGUAUUAAUACAGAUAGCAACGUUCAGACGGGUGCCACAUCUUUUUAAACUCCCCUCAAAGUUGAGCUAUUUUCGUGUUUUGACUGAAGGCUGAUAACACGUGCCAGGAAAAAGAUUCAUGCCGUUAAAAUGAAUAAAUAAUUCGGAACUGUGAUAUGGCUAGGACAUCUGGAGUGGUGUAUCCGUACACAUGUUUUAAAAAGAAAAUCGGGCUUCUGGAACGAGUUGUUUGCUUUCUGUAGCGCCGGCAAUGUAGGCGAUUUUUGUAGUUUCAAAGGCUAUAUUGCGUCGGUGCUAACCGGCCGAAAAUUCAAAAAUUCGUAAAAAAUUAUAUUUCGCAUUUUCGGUCAAACAAAAUGCAUUUUUGUACCUAAUUAUGUAAAGACUUUAAUAUCCCAGAAUAUAAAGAAAACUGAUUUUUUGAUCCGAAAUCACUAGUCGGUUCUUACGGGGACGCGCUCUUCAGAGGCGCACCCCUACAAAAUGAGACCCAAUUCAAGGAAAAAAAACACAAACUAAGAAUUUAAAGGCAACACAUACCCUGCGUGAUCAGAAGGCCUUUUCGUAAAUUAAUUGUCAGUCAUGCACGCGACGAAAAGACCGUGAGUAAAGAAACGCCGAAAAAGUCUUCAUUAAGUCGCUUUCAUGAUACUCUAAGGUAAAGUUCAGCUAACAAACCAUUUUUUUUCUCGUGUAGCUGGGCAUUUAUACCUGUAGACUCUUGAAUGUUAACCAAAUGAUAACGGCGGGAACACAACACUAACAAGGGAAAAAUUGAUUCAGUAUGGAAGAAUAAGACCCUCAAAUACCAUACUUUUUCGGGCGUCACAUACCUAUCUAGCCAAAAUAUGGGAGUACCCCACUCCUCCCCCCUCACAGCCCUCCAAGCAAUCAAGUUGAAGUUUAGUAAAUUGAAUCUAGUUUAAUACCUACUACAGCUAUGAUCAUUUCUGCACAAAACAGGUAUCAAACUUGUUAUGAUCCCGGAAUCGGUUCAAUGAGGCCCUGUUGGAGAGGGGGGCGGGGGGGGGGGGGGGGUUCUUAUCCCUUAUCCUUGUAAAUCUAAGAGGACAUAUCCCUUAUCCCUAAACGUUGUAAGAACGUUACUACUAAAAGUCAGGGAACACGCAGGGGGAGGUGCUGGGGGAAAAACUUGCCCCUUUCCGCGCACUUUUUGUGGGAAAGAAAAAAAAAAUGUUUGCCACAAAUUUUUGUAGUUACAUUCAUGUUAGAAUUAAAGAAGGUAUAACUGUAGCUGAAAAGAUGCAAUAGUCAUUGUGAUUGUUAUGGCAUUGCAAAGGCUCGAUUAAUCCGUUUCCAGAGGCGACUUUUUACGCGUGUAAACCAGCGGCGAUUUCACAAAGACUCUUCUCUAGUGCUAACAAAAACACAAUAACCAUGCAGCCGUUGUCUCGUGGGUUUUGCGAAUAUAGUAAAAUGGGUUUUCUUGGCGGCAAAGAUAUUCCCACCUUAUUAUUAUCCAGCUUGCGAUCCUAUAACCAAUAAAAGUAAAGGGGAGAAAAAUAAGUGUAGAUCAUAAUUAAUGUAGAACCAUGAUGAACUUUCAUUACUCCCUAAAACAAUUCAAUUAUCCCCAAAAUUAUUUUCUCAAUUAUCCCUUACUGGUUCCCUUAUCCCUAAGGAAAAGGUCUGAAAGGUUAGUUACAUCACAUGUCAAUGCAAAUAAGAAAUGCAUUAUCAUUGGCGUAAUAUAUCAUACAUCAUCUCUGUAUAUCUGUCUUUAAAGACUAUGUCCAUUUUCGUAACUAACUGUAAGGAACAGCAAUACAAUAAACAAAGGGAGGAAAAUAAGAAAAAAAAGGAAAGUUGAAAAAAAUGUGUGAUUCCAUUUCACUCAUGGUUCUUAUUAAAUUUGUUUUGUCUUAGUUUAUGAUAAUUCAUUUAAAGUCAAGAAUAAAAAUAAAAAUAAAUAAAUAAAUUCAAACUAAGGAAAAUACACUACAGAGUAACUACACCACAGUGUUUACUCAAAAGUUAAUACUUACGUUUUGUUGGUUUGUUAGAGUCCAGUGGUGACUAUGGAUUCACUCGCAAGGCGUUUAUUUUUUCAAUUAGCAAUAAAGAAGAACUGGAUCCCUUUGUGAGUGAGGUGAGAAGGCCAAGCCUGGCAAUUUACAGGUUGUCAAGGACUGGUCCAGUGUUUGGUUCAGACAUCGGCAUUGAUAAUAAUGCCAACAGUAAAAACAGCUCAGCCGCACGCCUUGGCUGGUACUACCCUGCUCCUGCUGCAGUGCAGAACCCGGAUACAAUCCUGGCCGGGACUGAGUACUUCUCACCUGAUGAGGUGGAGGUAUUUUAUCUUGACCCUACUCAAUAA